Messenger RNA from Dovyalis caffra, 663 nucleotides. Lineage: Eukaryota; Viridiplantae; Streptophyta; Magnoliopsida; Malpighiales; Salicaceae. The record is from the annotation of a GenBank genome assembly.
AUGGCUGGUGAUCAAGUGACCCUGUUGGAUUUCUGGGCCAGUCCAUUUGGUAUGAGAGUGAGAAUAGCUUUGGCUGAAAAGGGUGUAAAGUAUGAGUACAGUGAACAAGAUUUGAGGAACAAAAGUGCUUUGCUUCUUCAAAUGAAUCCUGUUCACAAGAAAAUCCCCGUUCUUGUCCAUAAUGGGAAACCUGUCUGUGAGUCGCUUAUCAUUGUGCAGUAUAUUGAUGAGGUGUGGAAGGAUAAGGCUCCUUUGUUGCCUUCUGAUCCUUACCAGAGAGCUCAGUCUAGGUUCUGGGCUGAUUUUGUUGACAAGAAGAUAUAUGAUCUUAGUAGGAAGAUAUGGACAACAAAAGGAGAAGAUCUGGAGGCAGCCAAGAAGGAUUUCAUUGACUGCCUCAAGUUGUUAGAAGGAGAGCUUGGAGACAAGCCUUACUUUGGAGGCGAGACCAUCGGCUACGUUGAUAUAGCAUUCGUCCCUUUCUAUGUCUGGUUUCAUGCCUAUGAGACUGUCGGCAACUUCAAAGUAGAGGCCGAGUGUCCCAAGCUGAUUGCUUACUGUAAGAGGUGCUUGCAAAAAGAGAGUGUAUCCAAGUCUCUUCAAGAUCCACAGAAAGUCUAUGAUUUCGUUGUGAUGCUGAGGAAGAACUUUGGAAUCGAGUAA